AUGAAAAUGAAUAGUGGGAGUCCUAUAAAAAGUAACACAUUUCAUCAGCUACAACCACCACAGUUAAAGAGGACUUACAAUACUGCUGAUGAAUUGCACCCAUCUAACACUGGUGACCAACAAGAACUUGGAAAAAACAUGUUUUUCAAAGACAAGCUCGAUGAGGAGGAGGAGGACUCAGGGAUUAAAUCAGAGGCUGAUGAGAGCAAUGGAACUAUAUCCUCCGAAGAUGAAAUUGACCACACUGAAUACUCGAAGAAUUUCACUCUCAGGGAAACUGCAACAAAGAAAACUAUCAGUCAAAUUAUUAAAGAUAAAAAGAAACAAACUCAACUAACACUGCAAUGGCUUGAGGAGAAUUACAUUGUGUGUGAAGGAGUAUGCUUACCACGAUGCAUCCUUUAUGCACACUACCUAGACUUCUGUCGGAAGGAGAAAUUAGAUCCUGCAUGUGCAGCCACAUUUGGAAAGACCAUAAGGCAAAAAUUCCCUCUCCUUUCAACCCGGAGGCUUGGCACGAGAGGCCAUUCAAAGUAUCAUUACUAUGGCAUAGGGAUUAAGGAGAGCAGUGCCUAUUAUCAUUCAGUGUAUUCAGGAAAAGGGCUGACAAGAUUCUCUGGGAGCAAACUCAAAAAUGAGGGAGGUUUCACACGGAAAUAUUCGCUUAGUUCUAAAACAGGAACAUUGCUACCAGAAUUUCCAACUGCACAGCAUUUGGUACUUCAAGACUCUACUUCAAAAGAAAAGGUUGACACGUUAAUAAUGAUGUACAAAACCCAUUGUCAGUGUAUUCUUGACAAUGCCAUCAGUGUCAACUUUGAAGAGAUUCAGAACUUCUUGCUCCAUUUCUGGCAAGGUAUGCCAGACCAUCUCUUGCCUUUGCUGGAGAAUCAAGUAAUUGUGGACAUCUUCUGUGUGUGUGACUCCAUACUCUACAAGGUACUGACUGAUGUUCUCAUUCCAGCUACAAUGCAGGAUAUGCCAGAAAGUCUUUUAGCAGAUAUUCGAAAUUUUGCAAAACACUGGGAACCCUGGAUGGAGGCCUCCUUGGAAAAUCUCCCAGAAAUCCUCUCAGAAAAAAAGAUGCCCAUAGCUCGCCGUUUUGUGUCCUCUUUAAAGCGCCAGACCUCCUUCUUACACCUUGCGCAGAUUGCAAGACCAGCCCUUUUUGACCAAAAUGUUGUGACCUCCAUGGUGAAUGACAUUGAUAAAGUAGAUUUAAACAGCAUCGGUUCCCAGGCACUACUUUCAAACACUAGUGAUCUGGACUUGGAUUUCUACUCUGAAUAUGACUCCAUUUCAGUAUUUCAAGAGUUAAAGGACCUUCUUAGGAAAAAUGCCACCGUAGAGUCUUUUAUUGAGUGGCUAGACUCUGUGGUGGAACAAAAAGUCAUUAAGCCCAGUAAACAGAAUGGCCGAUCAGUGAAAAAACGAGCACAGGAUUUUCUGCUAAAAUGGAGUUUUUUUGGAGCUCGUGUGAUGCACAACCUCACCUUAAACAAUGCUACUAGCUUUGGCUCCUUUCACCUCAUUAGGAUGCUGCUGGAUGAAUACAUCCUGCUGGCAAUUGAAACACAGUUCAGUAAUGACAAAGAACAAGAGCUCCAGAAUCUCUUGGACAAAUACAUGAGAAAUGCAGAUGCCAGUAAGGCGACAUUCACAGCUUCGCCCAGUUCAUGCUUCCUGGCCAACCGUAUUAAAACAGGAACUAUGUCCAACGAUUCUUCUGUUAAGAAUGAGACCCAUCCAGAGUACGCAUACUUUUCUGUCCCGAGCGCACAGCAUGGGCUGGGAGCCAAUGUGGUGGUGUACCAAGGGACAGAGCCAGACAGCUUUACUCUAUCUGGACAACUGGACUAUUCUCAAAGCAGUGGACCCCUGAUCACCCCUCCAAUCUCCCCAGCGAUGACGAACCGAGGUAGCGUGAUCAACCAGGGCCCCAUGGCUGUCAGAUCCCAGAACAGCUGCCCCAUGCAGCCCCUCAUUCCAUGCCAGGCUUUCCCUGAAGGCAUGUGCCAGAGCCUAGCCAGUUCCGGCCCCGGCUACUACUCUAGCUCCCCCACGUUCCAGCCCACCAGCCUGCCACUCACCCCGACAUCAACCUACCAGGCUCGCAGUGAGAGUGGUCGGUACAUGUCCUUCAGUGGGCAGCAGAUACCAAAGGACUGCUUUAGUAGCAGCUGCAGCGCAGUACCAUACAGCUCCAGAAUCUCGUCUGCCAGCUACACGUCCACCUCAGACCCCACAGCCGAUGCCCAGGAUGUGCAGCUACUUGACCCAGCAGGGUACAGCUUCGGUGGGGGCAGUCUCAGUGGAGGGGCUUAUUCGGGCCCAAUUUACACCAGCACAGGACACAGUGGUUACUAUGGGAAUACUGGCUAUGUGGACACUCAGAGGAUGGGCCCACUGAUUGACCAGCAUGUAUCUGUGAUCAGCAGCGUGAGCUCUACUCGCUCUGCCCCUGGGUAUGCUGACGUCCACGAUCCUCUCAACAUCCUGAACGACACAGGCAGGAAGGCAAUGGCUUCCUACUACCCUGGACAGCCUCCCUUAAUUACACGCACAGCAGGGUCUUCAAUAGCACCUCCCAUUCCCUGCUCUGUGUCUCCAUGCAUGUAUGGCACUACCACACACUAUCAUCAUUCCCAAGAUGCAUUGCUGCCUCAACAGAGCACAGUCGAGGUGCGGGAUAUGGUGUCCUCUCUGCCCCCCAUCAACACAGUGUUUAUGGGGUCAACCUCUGAUCCAUGCUGA
Messenger RNA from Electrophorus electricus (electric eel), 2754 nucleotides. It is a transcript of the gene rfx6, whose product is annotated as regulatory factor X, 6. Gene Ontology annotation, biological process: regulation of transcription by RNA polymerase II. The record is from RefSeq and is a predicted model, not a curated record. Gene Ontology annotation, molecular function: RNA polymerase II cis-regulatory region sequence-specific DNA binding; DNA-binding transcription factor activity, RNA polymerase II-specific. Lineage: Eukaryota; Metazoa; Chordata; Actinopteri; Gymnotiformes; Gymnotidae.